Mesocricetus auratus (golden hamster) is the source of this 1382-nucleotide messenger RNA. It is a transcript of the gene Milr1, whose product is annotated as mast cell immunoglobulin like receptor 1. Bases 135 to 881 code for a protein of 248 amino acids. NCBI's taxonomy places the organism in Eukaryota, Metazoa, Chordata, Mammalia, Rodentia, Cricetidae. The transcript is spliced from 7 exons. The record is from RefSeq and is a predicted model, not a curated record.
GUAACAUGAAGGCCAGUUAAACCAAGUCGUCACAAGUCAAGUUGUGCAACCUUGUCUAAACCCUCUCACUUCCUUCGUGGGGCUGGGAAGAGGGAUCUGAAGAAGUCGCACCGCUCUGCAGUCGCACCACUAGGAUGGGUGACAGUGGCCCUCCCAUGUGCGCCUCUGUCUCAUUCAAGGGAAUAAGCCGCUGGCUGGACAAACUCUUACUCGGAGCUAUUUUUCUUUCUACAGCAUUUCAGAACACUGCAGUGGAUUGUAAGAAGGGGAAAAGAAACAGUGAAUUACUUUCUCCGAAUUUGAACUCAAGCGUGAAUGUGGUCAGGAUGGGCCAAAAUGUAUCUCUAUCUUGUUCCAGCAAGAACGCACCAAUGAAUAUCACCUAUUCACUGUUUUUGGGUACGAAACACCUACAAACCAAGGAAACGAGAGCGGAAGCUGUGACUUUUUACCUGAAGAUCUCCAACACCAAUGAAACAGGCCCCUACAAAUGCAAAAUCAACGUUUCCAACUACUCGCAGAAAUAUAGUCAGGAACUCAAGUUCGAAAUCGCCAAAGAAGACAGCUGUCCUUCAUGUCUGCUGUCACAGCUGCUCCCAGGGGUGUUACUGGGGCUACUGGUAAUAGUCCUAGUUCUGGUUUUUGUGAUUCAACCAAAAUACAAAAAAGGAAAAGCUCAGAGAGAGAAGGAGUCCAAGAAUUCUGGAGAUGCAUCCACACAAGGCGAGCUGUAUGCAAAUGUCUGUGAAACUCAAACAGAGGCUGGAAAACCCCAGGAGCUACACUAUGCCACUCCAGUCUUCAAGGAAGUGGCACCCAGGGAACAAGAGGGCUGUGUGGGUAAUAACCCCAGUUACAUCUAUUCAGAGCUCACACACUGAAGUGUGAUAGAACUGACUGCAUCCAGUGUAAAAGACUCUAGUAAAGCUCGUGUACAUGGAGAGACAGAAAAUUCACCAGGCAAGCCGGGCGUUGGUGGCGCACGCCUUUAAUCCCAGCACUCGGGAGGCAGAGGCAGGCGGAUCUCUGUGAGUUCGAGGCCAGCCUGGUUUACAGAGUGAGUUCCAGGACAGCCUCCAAAGCCACAGAGAAACCCUGUCUCGAAAAACCAAAAAAAAAAAAAAAAAAAAAAAAGAAAGAAAAUUCACCAGGCGCUUUGAAGUCUCACCCUAGGUUGGGGCAGGAGGAUCCUGAAUUCAAGGCUGGCUGGGACUACAAAGCAAGACUUCGUCUUAAAACACAAAACCAAAAAUAUUUAACCUGGUUGCCUAAAGUGAAUUUGUGUUUUUCACAUCGGAACACUAUUCCUUUAGCUAAUUUGGACAUCUAGUCUUGUCAAAGUAGCCAGGCUUCGUAACACUUAUAAAGUGGUUUUGUGGGCA